Molecule: messenger RNA, 1859 nt
Organism: Egretta garzetta (little egret)
Lineage: Eukaryota; Metazoa; Chordata; Aves; Pelecaniformes; Ardeidae
Product: alcohol dehydrogenase 1
Exons: 11
Coding region: 520-1677 (385 amino acids)
Biological process (GO): retinol metabolic process; retinoic acid metabolic process
Cellular component (GO): cytosol
Molecular function (GO): all-trans-retinol dehydrogenase (NAD+) activity; zinc ion binding
Source: RefSeq, a predicted model, not a curated record
AGCCUGCCCCAUCCGGACUAGCCAGGUAGCUGCAGCUGCCGAACCAGUGCAGUUUUCACAUAGAGUGCCUUUCUGCAGAGCAGGUUGGCUCUUCCACUGAUUGCCUGAGGCCAAACGCUGGAGGUGAAGUAAAGAACAUGAACUCACAUAGACUGAAAGUUUAAGCCAAUUUUUUCCCUGGCCACCAUGGAGAUGGAGAACAGAACAUUAAAAAGAAAAGCUGCACAGAAGCUCUAGAAGGAUAUGAUCACUGUGUUUCACCAUUAGGCAUCAUUGCUCUGCUUAGGAAAGCUCUGAUUUUCAUCGCUGAGCUUUGUAAAGUUUUGGAUACUGCCAGAACCAUUACUCAGCAAUCCUGGCAGCUGCUGAACAGCAGAAUGCGUCCGGACACAUUUACACCUGUCUAAUAAAACAUCAGAAAGGCAAUAAAGAAGGUAUGGCUGGAUGGACCUGAAAAGAAAGUCUCAGAAGCAAGAAAUAUGAAGGGGAUAUGGCAGAAAGUCAAACCUUCUGGCUGAAAUGGGCAAACUUGCUUUUAGCAUCAUGCUGCGGGGAGCUCACAGCAAGGUUAUUAAAUGCAAAGCAGCAGUAAUGUGGGAAGCCAAUAAACCAUUUUCUAUUGAGGAGGUGGAAGUUGCCCCACCAAAGGCACAUGAAGUUCGCAUAAAGGUUGUGGCCACAGGGAUCUGUCGCUCUGAUGACCACGUGACAACUGGUGGACUGGUUAUGCCUUUUCCGAUAAUUCUUGGGCAUGAAGCAGCUGGCAUUGUGGAGAGUGUUGGGCAGGGAGUAACUUCGAUCAAACCAGGAGACAAGGUUAUUCCACUCUUUGUCCCACAGUGUGGGGAGUGCAGCAGUUGCUUAAGCACCAAGGGUAAUCUGUGCAGGAAAAACGACAUUGGUUCAGGUGCUGGAUUAAUGCCUGAUGGCACCACGAGAUUCACCUGUAAAGGAAAAGCAAUUCACCAUUUUAUUGGUACGAGUACCUUCACUGAAUACACAGUAGUGCAUGAAUCCUCUGUAGCCAAAAUCGAUUCUGCUGCUCCUCUGGAAAAAGUUUGUCUCAUUGGCUGUGGAUUUUCAACCGGUUACGGGGCUGCUGUGCAGACUGCCAAGGUGGAACCAGGCUCCACCUGUGCCAUCUUCGGCCUCGGAGGAGUCGGCCUCUCUGUCGUCAUGGGCUGCAAGGCGGCUGGAGCUGCCCGCAUCAUUGCCGUUGAUAUCAAUAGCAACAAGUUUGCCAAGGCCAGGGAGCUGGGAGCCACCGACUGCGUGAACCCUAAAGAUUUCAAGAAGCCUAUUCAUGAAGUGUUGAUCGAAAUGACUGGCUGUGGUGUGGACUACUCCUUUGAAGUCAUUGGCCAUACCGAAACCAUGGCUGCAGCCUUGGCCUGUUGCCAAUACAACUACGGCGUCAGUGUGAUUGUGGGUGUGCCCCCUGCAACACAAAAGAUCACUUUUGACCCCAUGCUCCUCUUCACUGGUCGCACCUGGAAAGGGUCCGUCUUUGGAGGCUGGAAGAGUAAAGAUUCAGUCCCCAAAUUGGUUGCUGACUACAUGAAGAAAAAAUUUGUUCUGGAUCCAUUAAUUACUCACACACUUCCUUUCACUAAAAUCAAUGAAGGAUUUGAUCUGCUAAGGACAGGGAAGAGUAUUCGCAGCGUCCUGGUCUUUUAGGAUUCCCAACUGUUAAGCAGCGGAUGGCUCAGCACCAGUACAAACUUCAUUAUCCUCCAGUACAACUGGUACGACAUACAAAGUGAGACCCUUCUGAAAGGUCUACUACCACCCCCUCCCUGAAUAACAGGAUCAAGCUCAAACCCUAGACUUCAAGCACAGUGUUCAUAAAUGAAAUAAUC